Molecule: messenger RNA, 2573 nt
Organism: Hirundo rustica (Barn swallow)
Lineage: Eukaryota; Metazoa; Chordata; Aves; Passeriformes; Hirundinidae
Gene: RNF114
Product: ring finger protein 114
Exons: 6
Coding region: 1-684 (227 amino acids)
Biological process (GO): protein polyubiquitination; ubiquitin-dependent protein catabolic process
Molecular function (GO): ubiquitin protein ligase activity
Source: RefSeq, a predicted model, not a curated record
AUGGCGGCGGGCGGGCCCUCGCGGGCCCCGGAGCGGCGGCAGGAGCCGGAGCGGCGGCAGGACCCGCUGGCCCGCCUCACCUGCCCCGUGUGCCUCGAGGUGUUCGACAGCCCGGUGCGCGUCCCCUGCGGACACGUCUUCUGCACGCCGUGCCUGCAGGAAUGCCUGAAGCCCAAGAAGCCGGUCUGUGGGGUGUGCCGCAGCACCCUGUCAGCUGGGAGCAGAGCCCUGGACUUGGAAAAGCAAAUUGAAACAACAGAAACCACUUGCAACGGCUGCAAUAAAAAAAUGUACCUGUCCAAGAUGCGCAGCCACGCAGCCUCCUGCUCCAAGUACCAGAAUUACAUCAUGGAAGGCGUGAAAGCUGUCACUAAAGAGCCCCUCCACAACACCAGGAGCUUCCCGAAUCGCUUCACCUUCCCUUGCCCGUACUGCAGCGAGAAGAACUUUGAUCAAGAGGGGCUGGUUGAACACUGCAAAGCUUUGCACAGCAUGGACGCAAAACAAGUGGUUUGCCCAAUUUGUGCCUCGAUGCCGUGGGGAGACCCCAAUUACAGGAGUGCUAACUUCAUGGAGCACCUGCAGAGACGGCAUCGCUUUUCCUACGACACCUUUGUGGAUUACGAUGCCGAUGAGGAUGAUAUGAUGGCGCAGGUUCUGAUGCGCUCCUUGCGGGAUAAAUGAUCCGGCCAGGAGAUUCACUGCAAACCCAAGCUUCCACGAGGGGGAAGUGCCCAGCAUCCUUGCACUUCUCCCUGCACAUCCCAAGAUUAACUCAGGCAUCCAGAAGUACAGAAGACUUUAAUCCUAUCUCAGUUUUGAGUCCUGGUUUGGUAUUUCUGUACCAUUCAGUCUUUUGGUAUCAUGGUCUCUGACAUUCAGCCCUGUCAGCCCCAUUUUUCUACUUGCUUAGACUCAGUUUCAUUGUAGAUCAACACGUGGGGACCAGGGCUUUUUUUCCUUUACCUAUGCCUAUUGAUUUCUUUGGAAGUUGUGUUUAUUUGACUGUCUAAAAUUAAAAACAUUCCAGAUGGAAUGGCCUGAACUAGUUAAUAUCUUCCCAAUCUCAUGUACAUAUCUCAAGUGAUUGUAUGUGAGGUGUACUGGUAGCUCUGCUCCCCUUUAGUGAGACUUCAGGUGCUAACUGUAACUGUCAGACCAGCUCUCAUUUAAGUGACCUCUGAUACCUGUGAUCCCAUACUGUUUCCCAGUGUUUCAAUCCUUACAGGCAGCCUCCCAGCUGUAUGGAGAACAUAUCUUCAGUAUGAGUGUUCAAACUGCAAACUUUCCUAGGAAGUCUCUGCACUGUGUAAAAACUAGUUCAAAAUACUUCAGUUCUAUGCAUGAUGAUUACUUUCCUCUGUAUUCUUACUAUACUUUCUAGCCUGGAAAAUGAUCUUCAGUGUUGGUCUUACUUAAAAUGCAUAAUUUUUUAACUAUCUUAGCAAAUAUUAAUCAAAAUUGCUGGCUUUAUGAUUGAAUUGGUGAGUUUGAAACUGGUUUCCUAGUAAUUUUAAGCCUUAUGCUGAUGGGGGAGUUCAGAAGGUUUUUUUCAAUACCUCGGCUUUCUAUUUAAAAUUUUCACAUAUGUUCUUGGGUUUUCCAUCUCUCAAGGCAAGCUGGUGGAAAAACUUACAAGUAAUUCCUAGCACUGGCAUAGCACUUCCGUUCUGUAUCACAGAUUUUAUCAGGUAGUUUGAAUUCCUGUUCUUCAUUGAAAUGUUCCUGAAGUAGCUGAAGCUGUACUUGGAUUGUUUGCCAUCUGGCAGUGUGUGUGUAGAGACAGGUGUGGCUUUCAAGGAAAGGUAAAACACAGCCCUGAAAGCAGGACAGUUCCAGCCUCCAGUCAGUGGAUACUCUGCGUUCAAGCCUGCACUUCUGCCAGGGAGAGUCCUUAAUUUUAAGUUGAUGCUUUCAUUAAGUUCACAGUCGAGCUGCUGAGGUCUGAGGCACCUGACCAGAACCUGUAAAUCACGGUGUUGAGAUGGCCAACGCGAGCUGUAACUGGAGCAGCGGCCUGCACCGCCCCAGAGUUGAGUACUAAUUAAUGGAUUUGAGCAGUGACCUUGUCCCGUCGUGCUCUGCAGACAGCAGCAUAGCCUUACCCUGAAAAUAACGAAACACGCUCCAGCUAAAGCCUUGUGGUUCAGCCCUCUGGCAGCCCUCAGCCCACCUGGGGGUUUGUGUUCCUUCCCCGUGGUCGGGGCUGGUGCAUCUCACCCCUGAGCUGCAGCGUGGGCACGGGGAGCCCAGUGCUGUGGGGAGGGGAGACGUGGAGCUCCUGCUUCUGUGGGGAAACUGCUGUGUUUGGGGCGGUUCUUUUAAUGCUUGGCCUGCAGAGGUGAUGAUGGUCCGUUGGGGAUUGGAUGGGAUCUCUGGGAUCUGGCUACAGCUCAGUUUGGCAAUGCCCAUUGCCAGGAAUCCUGAUUCCUGCUUCUGUUCUAAGUGCACUUCCAUGCAAUUCUGAUAAAACGUUUAAGGAGCAAUUAGAAGCGUCCAAGCAAUUACUUUGUCGUGGUUCUGACUUUUGAAGACAAGUUACAAAUAAAGGCCAUUUAAUUUAUAAAAUCCUA